GAAAAAUAAUAUGUAUAUAUAUAUAUAUGUAAUUUUUUGUUUAUUUUCGUGGAAGAAAAAAUUUCAGGAAACCCAAAAACCCUUGUAAAACCCCAUUUUAAGUCUAACCCAGAAGUCUCUUUUAUCAGUGCGAGAGCGAGAGCAAAAUCAAUCUUUGAUUCAACCACGAUGAGAAGGGUUAACGGACUCGCAGUCCUCGGCCGAGCAGUUGCUGGUAUCGGCGGCGCAACUGGCGGAGCUCAACGCCGACUUCUUCACUCACAGAUUUUGACAUCGUGCUCUCAUUCUAGUCCGCUGUGGUUCACCCAACCACUCCUCGAUCGUUUUGGUCAAUCACGAAGCUCCAGGGCUCAGGGUUUCGAGGCUACAAUGCACUUCUCCGUCAGCGCCACGUCUCUGGCUCAAGAUAUUCAAGCCGCCAAGGAAAAGUUCCAACCAAAAGACGUGGUGCUCUAUCAGUACGAAGCCUGCCCUUUCUGCAACAAGGUCAAAGCAUUCUUGGAUUAUUACAAUGUCCAGUACAAAGUUGUGGAGGUUAACCCUAUCAACAAAAAGGAAAUCAAGUGGUCUGAUUACAAGAAGGUGCCGAUACUGAAGGUUGAUGGUGAACAUAUGGUUGAUUCAUCAGAUAUUAUUGCUAAGCUGUAUCAAAAGAUCAACCCUGAGAACUCUGCUUCAAAGAAUGAAGAGGAAAAGAACUGGUGCAGGUGGGUGGAUGAUCACUUGGUGCAUGUCUUAUCACCAAAUAUAUAUCGAACUACAUCUGAGGCACUCGAGUCCUUUGACUACAUCACAACUCAUGGUAAUUUUAGUUUCUCUGAGAGAAUAAUAGGGAAGUAUGCUGGAGCUGCAGCCAUGUAUUUUGUGUCCAAGAAACUGAAGAAGAAGCACAACAUCACUGAUGAACGUGCUGCCUUGUAUGAAGCUGCUGAAACAUGGGUGGAUGCUUUGAAAGGGCGACAGUUUCUUGGGGGAUUAAAUCCUAAUUUAGCUGAUCUAGCCGUCUUUGGUGUUUUAAGGCCCAUUCGGCACCUGAAAUCUGGCAGAGACAUGGUGGAGAACACACGCAUUGGUGAAUGGUAUGCUCGGAUGGAGAGUGCAGUGGGAGAGUCUGCUAGAAUUUAGGCCUAAAAAAUUGAAUUAAUAAGUUAUUGUAAAGUAUUAAACUUUGCUUUAGCAAUUAUCUGGAGUCUUGUCUUCUCCCAGACCCGGGGGGGUACGAGUGGAAGAAAUCAAAUAUUCCAUAAAUAAAAGAACUUUGAACUUUCACGAUCAAGAAUCGAAAAAGAAGCCGUUUUUGACA
This is a messenger RNA of Ziziphus jujuba (common jujube), 1303 nucleotides long. RefSeq lists its product as uncharacterized. Gene Ontology annotation, cellular component: mitochondrion. Bases 169 to 1125 code for a protein of 318 amino acids. The transcript has 6 exons. Gene Ontology annotation, molecular function: prostaglandin-E synthase activity. NCBI's taxonomy places the organism in Eukaryota, Viridiplantae, Streptophyta, Magnoliopsida, Rosales, Rhamnaceae. The record is from RefSeq and is a predicted model, not a curated record.